GAGAUAUUUUUGCUGUUGAGCAAGACGCUCCCACAACAAACUGGCACACCUGGCGGCCCGAACAACACGAGACACGCACGCAAGCAAGCAAGCACCAUGACACGGCGUAAGAAGAAGAAAAUCGACAAGCGUGGAGCCGAUGGCCGGGCGGUUCCGAAGAAACCGAAGCCGGCGCAGCAACAUGAUCUUCCGUCACGCGGCGCUGGUGAUGCGCUCUCCGACGGCCACGACAGCGUCGAUUUGAUGGACGUGGAUCAGGAAGAAGGCAAGGCGGCGGCAGACGAGGAUGGUAACGACGAGGACUGGUGCGAUGAGGAUACCAGCGGCGCACACAGCAAUGGUAGCGGUCAGUCGAUCCUGAGUUUUGCGAAGUGGUCGGUGGCGUCCGCAGGUCGCGAUGCAGGAAGUGCGGCGGAAAAAAAUCCGCCGCGUGUGCUGUCGAGAAGUCAGCAAUUUCGCAACAGAAAAAAACUUCUCCAGCAACAAGCAGCAGGCUUGGCACGAGCUAUGUGAGCGUUCAUCCGGAAGUC
Messenger RNA from Ectocarpus sp. CCAP 1310/34, 530 nucleotides. The record is from the annotation of a GenBank genome assembly. NCBI's taxonomy places the organism in Eukaryota, Phaeophyceae, Ectocarpales, Ectocarpaceae.